ACUAGCUCCUUCUACCUCUAUCACCAACAAAAAGAAAUGGGCUCUGAAGUUCCUCUCAGGCUUCCCACCAUUGAUUUCUCCAAGCUAGGGCUGAACCCCACCGACUCUGUCGAGUGGGAAUCGGUGAAAGCUCAAGUCCGGCGAGCCCUGGAAGAGUAUGGCUGCUUUGAGGUUUUGUUCAGCAAAAUCCCUUUAGAGCUUCGAAAGGCCAUAUUUGGUGCAUUGGAAGAGCUUUUCAACCUCCCUCUACAAACUAAGCUAAAAAACUCUUCUAAGAAGCCCUUCCAUGGCUACGUAGGGCAGUAUCCGAUGGUGCCCCUCUACGAGAGCAUGGGCAUUGAUGAUGCAGAUGACCCCGAAAAAGCUGAGGGCUUCACUAAUCUCUUAUGGCCCGAAGGAAACCCUACUUUCUGCAAAACUGUACAAUCCUUCUCGGAGCAAGUUUCGGAACUUGAUCAGAUGAUUAGGAAAAUGGUUCUGGAGAGCUUGGGCGUAGAGAAAUACCGUGAUGAACACUUGGAGUCAACAAACUACCUUCUUCGAGUGAUGAAAUACGAAGGUCCACAAACCAGUGAGACCAAGCUUGGGCUAAAUGCACACACUGAUAAGAACAUAGUGACCAUAUUGUAUCAGAAUCAAGUUGAAGGACUAGAGGUGCAGACCAGAGAUGGGCAAUGGAUCAAUGUCAACCCCUCGCCUGACUCUUUCAUAGCCAUGAUCGGAGAUUCUCUCUAUGCAUGGGCAAAUGGUCGACUGCAUUCUCCCUAUCAUCGGGUGAUGAUGACUGGAAAUGAGACGAGGUACUCGGUGGGAUUGUUUUCGAUCCCAAAAGCUGGGUAUGUGAUAGAAGCCCCUGAAGAGCUGGUUGAUGAAGAAUACCCUUUACUGUUUAAGCCCUUUGAUCAUGUCGAGUUCCUCGGUUUCUACUACACUGAGGCGGGACAGAGAGCUGAAUCUGCCCUGAAGACUUACUGUGGUGUCUGAGAUCGAUCUGGAAAUUAAAAAAACACAAAUAAUUAAGCACCUUUUUGUUGUAUACUUUUCUUGGCCCUAAAAUUAAGUUGGAUAUAUGUAUUAAUUAUGUAUAAUUUGCUUGCCUUGUGGUUUUAUAGGAGUAAAAUUGUG
Molecule: messenger RNA, 1125 nt
Organism: Cornus florida
Lineage: Eukaryota; Viridiplantae; Streptophyta; Magnoliopsida; Cornales; Cornaceae
Product: probable 2-oxoglutarate-dependent dioxygenase AOP1
Exons: 3
Coding region: 37-984 (315 amino acids)
Molecular function (GO): dioxygenase activity
Source: RefSeq, a predicted model, not a curated record